ACAAAGCAAGUCAUUUCCGCACCAGGUUUCUUAAAACCAUGAAGCAGCUUCCUCCGGAUACCGUGCGGUUGCUGUCCAGCUCCCAGGUCAUCACAUCUGUGCUGAAUGUUGUCAAAGAGUUGAUGGAAAACUCCCUGGAUGCUGGAGCUUCAAGCAUUGACAUCAAACUGGAGAACUAUGGUUUUGACCGGAUUGAAGUGCGUGAUAACGGACAUGGAAUCAAAGCUGCAGACACUCCUGUGAUGGCCGUGAGACAUUUCACCUCAAAGAUCUGCAGCCACGACGACCUGGAGCGUCUGGAGACGUACGGCUUCAGAGGAGAGGCGCUGGGCUCCAUCUGUGCAGUGGCAGAGGUGUCUGUCAUCACAAAGACAGAGGAGGAUGACAUCAGCACUCAGUACACCCUUAACUUCACGGGAGGGGUUGUUUCUCAGAAGCCGUCUCACUUUGGCCAAGGCACCACAGUGAGCGUCCUGAAGCUUUUCAAGAAUCUUCCGGUGAGACGUCAGUACUAUUCCUCGACCAAAAAGUGCAAGGAGGAGCUGAAGAAAGUGCAGGACCUGCUGAUGGCCUACGCUGUGAUAAAGCCUGACCUGAGACUCACACUCGUUCACAACAAGGUGGUGGUUUGGCAGAAAGCCAAGGUGGCCGAUCACAGAAGUGCCCUCAUUGCCACGCUGGGACUCGGCACCGUCUCCAACCUGGUCGCUUGCCAUCAUCACCAAGAGCAACCAGAGAUUGUUUUAGAAGGCUUUUUCCCAAAGGCUGGAGCGGAUUACUCUUCAACAAGUUCAUCUAACCCUGACAGAACAUUUAUAUUCAUCAACAACCGGCCUGUCCACCUUAAAGAGUUAAUGAAGUUGCUACGUCAACGCUACGCUGCUCAGUAUCCUGAUGACUCAGCCAGAAACCGCUAUCCCACCCUGAUGCUCAAAAUCACAGUUUCCCCCUCCUCGGUGGACGUCAAUCUGACACCAGACAAGACCCAGGUUCUUCUUCAAGACAAGGAUGCUGUGCUGACUGCAGUCGAGGCAUUUCUGGUUUCCCUCUAUGGCUAUCGACCAAGCGUUGAAUCCCAGGUGGAGAAGCAGCGUGGCCAGGAGACGUCUCCCUCGCCAUCCAGUCCUCUGCAGACUGAUGUUUCACGAUCGGACAAUGAACAAAGUGUCACCAACCACAAUGGUAACUUCCUCAAAGAAACACCUAAACAUAGUGACACAGCGGUAAGAACUGAUUCUGCACUCCACUGCCGGACCUCAAAUGGCAGCUCCUCAUCCUCCGUAGCCGAGGAUUGGAUCAUAAACCAGAUCCCAGUCGAGCUUGAGGCUAACUUUUCUCUGUGUGAUGAUCAGAGCUGCACUCAGACAGAUUCAGCGAUCAGAUCCCCUGAGAGGCUCGAGGACCAUAACAUGUCAGGCUCAGACACGAACAAUGACCAGUUAUCAGCUGAGGCGUGGAGCCGGGGGACAGCUUUGACAGCCCCGGGAUCAGGAGAACCUCUGCAGCCCGUUCAAAUCCAUCAACCCUCAAAGGGCAAUCUCUCUGACUCAGCUGAGGUGAAGGGUGAGAGCAGCUCAAACAAAAAGAUGAUCAAUGCCAUAACUGAGAAGCGGGCCGCUUUGACUGCCUACGACCUGAUCAGCAACCGCGCCAUGAGGGCACCGCUGUCUCCCGCUGCCCUUUACGAGAAGGAGGUCAGAGCGGAGGUCCUGAGGGAGAAACCCACAGCCAGCCUGCAGGAUAUCAGCGUCACCGUGCAGGAGAGGUGGAAAAAUCUGAGGGAGGAAGAACGUAAGAAGUAUGAAGACAAGGCUCAAAAACACCUUGACCAACACGACCAAAGGACCAAGUUGGCCUCCGCUGAAGGUCCCAAAGAGACGAGCAGGAUCAUCCAGGGAGGCCAAGCACAGGGCCACAAACGUAAAGCUCCACUGUCCAACCAGCAGCUGCUGGAUGAGCUCUUCUCCACCCAACCUCAGAAGAAGGCGAGGAAUCCUGCGCCAAAGCCGUCGCAGCCCCUCCCCUGCAGUAUGGCUGCCCUUCGGCUGCAGCUUCAGCGCCUUUCAUCCCAGAGCGACGCAGUGCCGCGGGGCCUCCGUCUUGUAAACCGGCUGGCCUCUCAGAGCGCCUGGGUCAUUUUAUGUGGUCAGAGGCUCAUGUUGUUAAACCCAUUUCGAGUGGAGGAGGCCUUGCUGUUUAAGAGACUUCUAGAGAAUAAUAUACUUCCAGCAGUGAGUCUGCAGAACCCUAUACAGCUAACAGAUGGAAGUCUCGGAGGAGCUGAAUAUACCGAGGCUUUGUGCAACAUGGAGAAACAAAACCCUGAUCUAAAUGGAGGAGCUCAUUUCUCCGAUCCCAGGCUCGUGGCUAAUGGGUUCAAAAUCAAACUCACUCCAGGCCUCGCGUCAGCAGAGAGACAUCUGGAAGUGACAGCGAUGGCAGACUGCGUGCCUUUCCUCGGUAUAGAGGACCUCAGGGAGAUCCUGACUGCAGUUCUUCACAAGAAGGCCCGGACUGUGCAAGAGUGCCGGCCACUCAAAGUCACAAACUACCUACAAGGUGAAGCAGUACGGCUUGCACGUCAGUUGCCUACUAAUUUAUCCAGGGAGGAUGUGGAGGAAACCCUCCAACGGAUGGAACAGCAGCUCGGUGAUACAAACCAGACCUGCAUCCACGGGCGACCUUUUCUCCAUCACCUUUCUGACAUCCCCUCUACAGACCAGGAAGCUAAAGCUCUGCUCAGGCCUUUAGAGCUGUAAGACACUUUGAUUUAAAAAAACAGCAGUGUUUCCAUACGGCUUUAAUGAUGUUCAACCUUGAUUCAAAGAGAACCUCAAAUAAAAAUAUAAUGUGUGCACAUCUCAAUCAA
Messenger RNA from Labrus mixtus (cuckoo wrasse), 2869 nucleotides. RefSeq names its product PMS1 homolog 1, mismatch repair system component (gene pms1). The transcript has 12 exons. The record is from RefSeq and is a predicted model, not a curated record. Gene Ontology annotation, biological process: mismatch repair. Bases 39 to 2759 code for a protein of 906 amino acids. Gene Ontology annotation, cellular component: MutLalpha complex. Gene Ontology annotation, molecular function: mismatched DNA binding; ATP binding; ATP-dependent DNA damage sensor activity. NCBI's taxonomy places the organism in Eukaryota, Metazoa, Chordata, Actinopteri, Labriformes, Labridae.